Hypanus sabinus (Atlantic stingray) is the source of this 1474-nucleotide messenger RNA. RefSeq lists its product as uncharacterized. Gene Ontology annotation, molecular function: G protein-coupled receptor activity. Bases 26 to 1027 code for a protein of 333 amino acids. The transcript has 2 exons. Gene Ontology annotation, biological process: G protein-coupled receptor signaling pathway. Lineage: Eukaryota; Metazoa; Chordata; Chondrichthyes; Myliobatiformes; Dasyatidae. The record is from RefSeq and is a predicted model, not a curated record. Gene Ontology annotation, cellular component: membrane.
GGGAGAAAAUUCAAAGCGAUCGAACAUGAGUCGACCGGCGAUCCUACAGGUGAAAGACGUUUGUUACCCUGUUCUAGCGGUGUUUGGUUUACCCGCUAAUUUGUUAACAAUUAUUAUUCUGUCCCGGGGAAAAUGCGGUCUUUCCAAAUGCAUCUCUGCCUACAUGACGAUGAUGGCUGUGUCAGAUCUAUCGGUCAUUCUCAUCAAUGUCCUUGUCUAUGAGAUUUUAAUAUUCCGCCUGUCAAGUUCAUUUCUGCAGUAUACGGAAGUCCUUAAAGCAACGAUCUACGUGCUGGCGGUCACUCUGGAACUAUCACGAUGGUACACGGUGGCCUUCACCUGUGAUCGAUAUGUUGCCAUAUGUUGUCAGAAGUUUAAACCAAAAUACUGCAGAGUGAAGACAGCCAGAAUCCUAGCACCAGUAAUACUGGCGGUGCUUUGUUUGGAGAAUAUACCCCUCUUGUUUGCAUUUCAGCCUCAACGGAUAAUUGGAAAUAUUUCGUGGGGUGUUCUCCCGAAAUUGGACAUCUUCAACUCGCCAACGUUCGUCGCGCUCAGCAGAUUCAAAUCCUUUCAAAACCUGGUGUGUGUUUUUGGUUUAAUAAUUCUAUGUAAUGGGAUGACGGCCAGGCAUAUCUUGCUGGCCAGCAAAUCCCGGAGGGGCUUCCGAACCCAUAAGAGUAAGAUUGAACGUGACCCGGAAAUGGAAAACAGGAAAAAGGGCAUCAUAUUACUGUUCUGUGUAUCGGGCAGCUUCAUGCUAUUUUGGCUGCCAUCGGCAGUCACCGAUUUUAUCGCCAGCCUAACCAUGUAUUUUGAUCGCGACUAUUACUCUGCCCGAUAUAUCGCUGCUCAAACCGGGGUUCUGCUCACGAACAUGAGUUCCUGUACAAGCACGUGUAUUUAUGCAACCACCCAAACUAACUUCAGGGCAGAGUUGAAAACGUUGAUACUGUCUCCUUGGACGUUUAUCCGGGAAUUGAUCAAGACAAAUGUAAGAUCAUCUAAGGCUUUCUCCCCGAAGUAGAAAACAGUUCCAGCUCGCACACGUCUUACAACAGGCAACAUUUUGUAAAGGUUCCGCGCUUUCAGUUUGAUAGGAAAAUAAAACAUAUCAUUUAAAACAUCCCGAUGCUGAUAACUGAAAGUUUAUCAUUCGUAUAUGAUAAGAAUUAUCUCGAGGUAGGAAUAAAAUGUAUGAAUGUGUGGAAUGGGCCGGAUGGAACACAGUAUUGAAUUAGGACAAGCGUCAUUUCAAUGUUAAAGAAACCAGACUAUUUGCACCCAACACUGGAUCUCUGUAAAUCAGCAGAGAUCUACGGUCAAUAACACCCUUAUUCCAUAUUUCCCGAUCUGUCAAGCCGUAUCAUCUGAAUCAGUGAAAAAGAGGGGCAAAAACUUUUCGAAUACGGCACAACAGCCUCCAAAAACUUCAGCAGAUAUUGAGAAUAGAAAAUAUUCUUUCUCCGUAAUU